AUGGACCUACUCAAUAGCGUCCUCGACGACGUCAACGGCCACAUCCACGGCAGCGUGCGAGGUUUCUUUGCCAAGUAUUUCGACAACACGAGCUGGUCGUCCCUUGCUAAAUCCCACGGCCACCUGACACCCGAUCUUUCGCCACUUGACGCUGGACAGACAUUGCUUGCCUGGCUCCAGCGUGCGGAUCUCGGCCCUCGCGAGUCAUUCUCCACCUGGCACGUCACCCCCUCGACUCGAUCCACCGACCCUCGUUUCUAUCUGCUUUCCAAGGACAGUAGCGAGUUCAAGUGGGCGCGCGUCCAGGUCAUUGGGCACAUGAUCGAAUCGGAGGAAGGCUCUUACAAGGAAGGCUCUUACAAGGAUGGCUCUUACAAGGAUGGCUCUUACAAGGAUGGCCUCCUCCGCCUUUGCAGCCUUGCGCAAAACGUCUUUGAGGCUCAACCCACGCGUUUAUUCCUGCACGGGCUCUAUGUCUACCGAGACUCGGCCGAGCCAUGGGUCUUCGAUCGGGGUGGAAUAUAUGGAGGGGAGCCAAUCAAUAUCCACCAGGAUUCCGCUCAUUUCAAGACCAUGGUUGUCGGCUAUACACUGAUGGAUACAGUACAGCUCGGCAAUAAUCCGUCGCUUGAAGAAGAUGCGACGGGGAGAUGCCUCAUUUCGGCCGAGGUCGACGCGAAGCCAGAACGUGUGCAGGUUGAGCAUCGGCCGCUGUCGUCGGUCCGAGACAUCGUGGGCGGUGGCACCGCCGCUUACCGCGCGAGACGGGCGUCAACUUCGGGGACGUGGGACCUCGCUGUCAAGUUCAAGUGGUAG
Ilyonectria robusta is the source of this 816-nucleotide messenger RNA. RefSeq lists its product as uncharacterized. The record is from RefSeq and is a predicted model, not a curated record. The coding region runs from base 1 to 816 and encodes 271 amino acids. NCBI's taxonomy places the organism in Eukaryota, Fungi, Ascomycota, Sordariomycetes, Hypocreales, Nectriaceae. The transcript has a single exon.